CCCGUUAUUUUGAGGGCCGGUUGGCGCGACUGCAUCAUUGCCGGAUGGCAGUCCAGGAUCUCGGUUUCGAGAGGCUCAACAGGCGAAAGGGCGUGGAAACCACCGGGACUUGGAGACUCGGUGGGCCCUGUCCUGCUCCCCUCCGGGUGGCGGCGCUGUGACGAGCGACUGACAGGCGCAACGAAAGGCAGCCCUGUGCUGUCUGGAGAAAAAGCAGAGGCCUGGGCUACCCGCCUCGGGAGGAGGGAGCCAAGGGCAGUGCUGGGAGCAGCGGGACACGGAGGCUGAAAGCGCGUGGGAGGCGGGGGCUCUGGGUGGAACAAGAGUUAGAGGAUGUCAGAGAAGGAUGUCUCCUGGGAAGAGGCGAGCUAAAGCGUGGGUACCACUACCUGCCUCAAGACACGUGGGAGAAACGGGAAUGAGGCUGAUGUCAAAGAUCAAGGGUCCUGCGCUGAGUUCAGGAGUUAGUUUGAUGUAGAAGGUCAUAGGUCUCACACAGGUGAGAAGGCUCUAAGGGGAGUCACAAACCCCGGGGAGUCAAAUGGUUUGGGAGGGUUGAAGCUUCUCUAGGGAGAGCUCCAUCAGGUUAGAGUUCAAGGAGAUGGUAUCUGGUGGGGGUCCAAGGCUGGCAAGGAGAGCCUCUAUGUCAAAGGUCAUAGGAUUAGCGGGCCCUCUAAGGCUGGCGAGAGAUGAGCGACUUCACUUGAUUUACUAUUCUAUCAUCCGUGCUCCUCUCUUGACCAGAGGGGUCCCAGCCACCAUGGAGGACCCGCACCCCAAAGAGAUCAUGGAGCAGCAGGAUUCGUCCAGGGAAAGGAGUCCCAGCAGUCCAAGAGGCGACAUCUGAGACCACCAAGGCCAGCUCCCAGCUGUCGGGCUGCUUUUCUCUUUCUCAAUAGUAAUACUUGCAGACCACUGUGUAGCACUGUUCUAAGUUCUAAGCACUUUAUAUUAAAUAAAAGUUCAUGUACUCCUUCCAACAACCCUAUGAGGCAGAUACUGAGAGGGUUAUCACCCCAUUUGCCAGAUGAGGAACCUGUUGUACUUGCCUAGGAAGUGGCAGAGCUGGGACUCGGUUCCAGGCAGUCUGGCCCCAGAGGAGUCUGGCUGGAAGGGCAGACUCCCUGGGUUCCAGUCUUGACUCCACCAUUUUCAUUUCCUAGCCUCAUGACUGUGGGCAAGUUGCCUAACCUUUCUGAGCCUCAGUCUGCUCACCCAUAACAGGUCCAAUAAGAGUUUGCCUGUACUGCUUGCUGUCCAGCCCUGGCAUAGAACCUGGCACAUAGUAAGCACUGAAUGUUAAUUGUUGGCAUGAUUCUGGGGCUUGGGAGAGGUUCCCGGAGACUCCUGCUGGCCUCCCCCGACUUCUCCCCACGUCCCUCAGGCCACCUGGGGGUCCCACAGUGCACCCGCUGCCUCAUCACCUUCGCCGAUUCCAAGUUCCAGGAGCGUCACAUGAAGCGGGAGCACCCAGCGGACUUCGUGGCCCAGAAGCUGCAGGGGGCCCUCUUCAUCUGCUUCACCUGUGCCCGUUCCUUCCCCUCCUCCAAGGCCCUGAUCGCCCACCAGCGCAGCCACGGUCCAGCCACCAGGCCCCCGCUGCCGGCUGCACCCACCACUGCCCAGCCCACCUUCGCCUGUCCUGACUGUGGCAAGACCUUUGGGCUGGCUGCUUCUCUGAGGCGGCACCGCCAGGCGCACGAGGCCCGCACCCCUCCUGGCCCCUUCGCCUGCACUGAGUGUGGUCAGGACUUUGCCCAGGAAGCUGGGCUGCAUCAACACUACAUCCGGCAUGCCCGAGGGGAGCUCUGAGUGCAGCUUAAGCCCUCCCCAGGGCAAUGGGGGCUCUGUGGCUGGUAGGACCCUCCUCUGAUAUGGGAUGGGGGCCUUGGAGGGAUUUGCUCCCCUCCCUGGAAAGGCAAAGGGCUCCUGAUAAAGAGGACCCCAGAAGAUGCUUAAUUAGAGCUUCAGUCUUUGGAGGACACAGGCUUUCAGGGAAAUGGUGAAAUCAGACAACAGUGAGAUCUUUUGUUUAAAAAAAAAUGAGCAAGAGAGGGAAAAUUGUUAUUUGUAUCUCCCUCAUUCUCAAUUAAAUAGUUUGAAAUCACAGCUAGCUGCAGAUUGUGUAAUCAUCUUUAAUUCUUCCCAGAUGGAUGCCGUGGGCUAUAGGAGCAGAUUGUUCUGGAGUUGUGCCUGAAUGGGGGCAGGAAAGGUGAGGUGUUGCUGGCCUAUAAUGCCACUUGAUGGGUCCCAGAUGUGGAGCAACUUGGGCCCUUGGGGAUGGGGCUGCAAUGUUGGGAGCUGUACUCUGAGUCAUGUGGGGUUGCAAUUUGAGUCCUUGUCACCUCCCACCCCUGCCAGCCUUUCCCACUCAAGGAGGGGCCAUGGCAUUGGAUGGCUUUGCCUUCCCCCCACCCCCGAUGAUUUAUUGCCCAUUUAAAUAACUUUAUGUACCAUUCUGGCCAUGGAAUAUUUUUUAUAUGUGUAGGAGAGAUGGCAUCAAUAAACUGACAGAAAUAAUAUCUAAAAACAGAAAAGGUCUAUAUUAAAAUGUCUAAACAAGGAACUGGCUUUUGAACAUGAAUUCCCAGAGAACAUAAGAAGGGCACGGGGAGGGGGAGCUCCGGGCAGAGCUGGCCUGACCCUGUGUGGAAACUAGUUUGGAAUCAAACAGAGAUACCUUCUGUUUCCUGUUGUAUUUGGCCAACAGUGGGAGAUUUCCCGUUAAGAUCCUAUUUUCAGCUCUUGAAAGGCCCAACCAGGCCAGUUUUACCUCCCUGCAUUACCUGCCCUGCCCCUGGAGUGGUUAAUGUCCUGCAUGCAAUAAUCAGAGACUCUAUUUGAAUUGAGGGAUGUUUUUAAAGCCCAAAAGUGAAACGGAUGUGGCAGAAACUGAUAGCUGUCUUCCAAUUUUUAGCUAGGCACAUGGUGGCUACAAAGACUACAUUUCCCAGAUUCCCUUGCAGCUAGAUGUGGCCAUGUAACUGAGUUCUGGCUAAAUUCCUAGUGGGAGUCCUCAAGCUUCAGAAAGGGACAUGCCUUUCCUCCACCUUCCUGCCUGGAAUGUGGACAUGGUAUCCAGCCAUCUUGGACCAUGAGAGCAACACAUGGGAUGGCAGAGCAAUAAGAGAGCAGGAGCCUGGGUCCCUGGUCAACUUCAUGGAGCAGAGCCAUUAUACCAGCCCUAGAACAUCCACUUGCAUACUAUCUUGUAAGUGAGAAAUAAACCUCUAUCUUGUUUAAGCCACUAUUAUUUUGGGUCUCUGUCACAUGCAGCAUAAUUUAUAGCCUAAGGAAGACAUCUGCAAACUAUAGCCAUGUCCAUCCUGCUUCUUGGUUUUGCAAAUAGUUUUUCUGGAACACUGUCAUGCUCGUUCAUUUACGUAUUAUCUAUGGCUGUUUUCACAUAGAACAGCAGACUUGAGUAGUUCCAACAGAGACCGUAUGGCCCACAAAGCCUAAAAUAGUUACCAUCUGGCCCUUUACAGUAAAAGUUUGCCGACCCCUGGUCUAACUGAUAGACAUACAACCUACUCUCAGCCUGGAAGCAGGAUUCCCGCCCUGGGAAAUACUACCUCUAGCAGGAGUCUAGC
This is a messenger RNA of Diceros bicornis minor, 3593 nucleotides long. RefSeq names its product zinc finger protein 576 (gene ZNF576). The transcript has 2 exons. Gene Ontology annotation, molecular function: RNA polymerase II cis-regulatory region sequence-specific DNA binding; DNA-binding transcription factor activity, RNA polymerase II-specific. The coding region runs from base 1297 to 1812 and encodes 171 amino acids. Lineage: Eukaryota; Metazoa; Chordata; Mammalia; Perissodactyla; Rhinocerotidae. Gene Ontology annotation, cellular component: nucleus. Gene Ontology annotation, biological process: regulation of transcription by RNA polymerase II. The record is from RefSeq and is a predicted model, not a curated record.